UAAUCGAUACAUUGUUAAUCAGAACAUUCCUUAUUUAUCGAUAAAACAGUGAGUCUAAUUGUAUCAUCGUAUAUUAACAUAGGUAUGUAGAAAUCAAUUCGUAGUGAACUAAAUUAAACUUGGAGUUAAGCUGUUACCAGAAGAGAGAAUGAAAACUUACUAAAUGGCGGGAGGGAAGGAAAAGAGCCGGGACUCAAAUAAGAAACAUGUUAGCUUUGUCAACAUCGAGACGCUACCGCAAAAGAUACCACUGACCAGUACGACUGGCGGGCUUCUACUGCACGUGAAGGGGGACGGGAAAUUGUGCAUCCGGUCGACCAGUCUAGAUAAUAAAAAUGAAACGGAUAUCGAUAUUCUUUUAAAAAUUAGAAACCAGUCAAAACCGGUUACGUUGCUGUUGCCACACGAGGAAGCGCAGACGAGCUUGGAAAUAAAUGGUGACGGAGAUAUUCAGUUUUCUCUGAAAGACGCAGACGAAUGCAAUCGAAAUAAAUAUCAAGAUGAAGAAAACAAUCUGAAUGAUUUGAACGCAGGAACUGAUGAUAAUGAACGCCAUAAGAAGACGCAUCGUCGUAACAAUAGUGACUACCUUCAAAUAUCAGGAAAGGAUAGUGAUGACGAAAGCAAUAAAGAUAUCGAAACUAAAGAUUGCGGCACCGAUGUUUGUUCCAUAGACAUUCUGCUUUCGGACGAGUCCACAGACUUUGAUAGUGCCUUAACUACCGGUUGCUUUAAGUGUAGUAAUUUCACUGACGUUCCGUGUGAAAAAUGUAAAUCCGCGGCAGAAAAUAGGUCUGUGGAAAAGUCUUAUGAAAGGGAUGCCAGUGAUAAAGAAAACUGUGUUAAGUUGCAGCACAUUGUGGACACGGUAUUAAGGUUUGAAAAGUUGCAGCCUCUAGACCCUAGGUCUAUGCUUUCCGAUGCCAAAUCUUGCGAACCCGACUGGGGUGAAAGCAAUGUGGUGUGUCUUAAAGAUUCUAUCAGAAAAUCAUACACAUAUCUCUUGGACGUGCUAGAUUUACUUGACCUUUGUGACCAUUUGUACGAGAACUAUGUGCUAGAAAUGGACUUCUAUCAGAAAAUGUUCGAUAUGUGCUAUGAGCCGCGUUACAUAAGAAGUGCAAAAAGGUCUCUCUUGAUGCACUUGUCGAAAAGGUCAGUACGCCAGGAUAAAAUGAUAAACGCUUUAUAUGGUUCCGCCCAAUACCAGCUGAUUCCGUACUUCUUCCCGGAAGUCAAAAUCUAAAGUCUGUGCCGAAACGGUAUGCGUGUUUGCAAGUUGAUGGAUUUUAUGCCCGGUUCAAUAUGUUAUGUUAAGCAUGAUAAUUUUAUUGAAACGUUUUUCGUUUGAAAUAAUUAUACGCAUUUGUUGAUCUUUUUUAAAAGUAUCUGGUAUUUUGAUUGAAGGGUUUUCAUGUAUAAAAUUGUCCUGAACAUUUACGUUUGUAUGCUUGUCUGGUAUUGUAUUUUUUGUAUUUUUAAUAAUUUGAUCUCGUUCGUAGUAUAGUUUUUUCAUUACCAAUGUUUCAUAUUUUAUAUAGUCGUCCAUUACUUAGUGUUCCUUUGUCAGGGUUCUUCCCUUUCUAAGGGUUCCGUCAUUUUGUGUUCGGUUGUCCAUUUAUAUGUUGUUCAGUUAAGUGUAGAAAAGUGAUUAGAUAUCGUACAAAUUUUAUGCACACGUUUUUGCCCUAUUUAUACGCCCGUGGUUUGAAUUUGAUAGGGCAUUUUAUAAAUUUAAAGAUAAAGUUUCGUGUAAAAUAAACGUUACCGGAUUUUAUUUCGCUAUCUGUCAAACUGCAACCUUAUCAAACCGCAAAAUUACGUCACAUGCGAGUGAAGAAGUGACAUAAGGACCUUUCUGGUUUUGAUGACACCAUCAAAAAUGAGAUGAUAAACCGCUUCGAUAAAGUUAUAAGGAUUUUGUAAGAUAACGUGAAAAUAGCCUGUGAGUAAACAGGUUUUUGAAAAUGCUCGUCAGAAUUUGUGUUCAAUUAUUGGCUAGAAAUGACACAUCGAACAAAUAUUUGUUUUAUCAGGUAUAUCUGCAGUGUUAACAGAGUUUUAAUUAGACGAGUAAUCAAUACAGGUAGGCGUUCUCACGUUGAUGCCCAGCUGUUACGCAUGCGCAGAUGUGACAACAAUAAUCGUGUCGUUAUAGGUUAUUUUAUGCUGUAUGUAGGAAUUUACCUACGUAUAUGUUUUUCUUGAAAUGUACACUUAUUGAACCUUUUUGAAGAAAAAAAAAAGAAUUAAAAAAGCAAUCUCAAGUCUUAAGAAUUCUGUUAACACUAUAGGAUAUUUAAGAGGGCUUUUCUACGAUUUCAUAUUAAUUAUUAAUGCUUUUUUGGGACCUUUUAUUCAGGGGGAUUGCAAGGGGGGAGCUAGGGCAACGGGCAUAAUAAGCACACAAUCACCAGGGAAAUGUUUUACAUUCCAAAGUGACCUUUGACGUCAUUUCAUCGAAAAUAUGUACACAUAUAUAACAGAAAGUUUUCAAUCUUUCUACGAAUUUUCACAUUCCAAAGUUAUUUUUGAAAUUGUAUAUAUGUUUUCCGAGACACCUUAUUUUGUUCCAAACUUCUAUUUUUACCCAUUUUGUAUUGCUCACGUCCAUCAGUUUGUCAUUGCUAUUUGAUAGGGUCAGGCGCAUCUGUUGUUUUUUUUUACCAUAUUUUUCGUUUGCUUUAACACAGGGUUUUCUUUGAUGCAACCUCUUUGUGCCUUACAUUUCACAUAUCUAUGGAAUUACCAUCUUUUAAAACCAUUGUUAAAAAUCAGUUAUGCUUUUCCAGAUAUGGUAAAGGCGUUUUAUUUUACCCUGAAACAUAUUUUAACUGAUUUUUGUGAUGCCAAAGUUGUUAUAUUUGUAAGCCAAAAUUUACAUCUUACUUUAAUAGUGGUAUUCCAUUUUAAAGUUUGUAUACUACAUGUGAUUAAACUGUAAUAUGUUUUUUACCCUCAUGAAAAAUCGAUUUUGCAUUUCUUUUCGGCAAAAUCGGUCAAUUUUUGGGGAAAUAUGACGUAAUUUAAUCUUUUUUUCAAGCCGUCUGCUCCAGUCUUGUUUAUUUCGUUUUUUCGACAAGAGUGGCGGGAAAAGUGUUUGAAAUAAUUAUAAUUGUUUAUGAAUAAUGAAUAAUUUUUAAAAUGUUUGUUUACAUUCUUAAGAAACAUAUCCAUUUGUGUUUAAAAUCGUGAUUUUUUUCUCUUGAAUGCUUAUGGUAGAGUUUCCUUUCACUGUGCAGGGUUUUCUUUCUUUUUUUACCAUUUUCAAAACGUAUUUUAUAUGCAUGUAUGUAUUUUUUUGUUCACAUGUUAUGCAGGUUGUUUGAACUUGAAAAAUUAUUUUUACGUUUCAUUUGUAAUUAUGUUUCAUAAGUCAUUUUAUUGUCACACUAGUUUUAUUGUAACACACUUUGUUUGUUGGAUAGACUGACCACUCUUGAAGAGCGGUACAAUAUGACUGGUUUGUAAGCUAAUAUGUUCACUAGAGUGUCGCAUUAAACUAGGUUUGUAGACCAGUCUGUUCACGAGAGUAUAAUUUUACAGAGGGUUUUCAAACCAGUCUGCCCACUCGUGUGUUAUCAUAGAAGUUAUUAUAACCAUGAUGCUAGGUCUGUUCACCAGAGUGUUGUAUUAUAAUAAUUUGUUUAGACAGGUUUAUACGUUGUAUGUAAAAUAUUCUUUAUUUUCAUGUCAUUCAGUUCACAAGAGUGCAUUAUUUUAUGCCAGUCAGUUCACAAGAGGGCAUUCUUUGACGUGACAGUCUGUUCACAAGAGUAAAUUGAUGCAAGGUCUUUAUAUUUGAAAGACCCUGGUUGAUGUAGUGGAUUUUUAGAUGUCUGUAUUCACACAUGUGCAAUGUUGUACACGAGUGCACGUUUCAGACCGGUUCGUUGACAAUCUUGAGUGUUAAUUAAGCUGCACGUGAUCAGGUUUCGUAAAGCGGAACUGUUCACGAGUGUGCAAAGUCUGUGAUUAUGUUUGUAGCACAUUUUUUACGCACGUGUGAUAAUUCACAGAUUUAAUACAUUUGUCAAAACAGAAUGGCUCUCUUUAGUUUGAAGACAGGUGUAAUCAAAUUCAUGAUAUAUGAAAUAACCUGACUUUGUCACUUGUCUCCGAACUGAAAACUGAAUGUUACUGAAUGAAGUAGCCUAUGAAAAAAUAAAAUAAAAUUAUAAAAUAUGAUAAAUAAUAAAUACUUUGAAAGAAA
This is a messenger RNA of Ruditapes philippinarum (Manila clam), 4213 nucleotides long. RefSeq lists its product as uncharacterized. NCBI's taxonomy places the organism in Eukaryota, Metazoa, Mollusca, Bivalvia, Venerida, Veneridae. The record is from RefSeq and is a predicted model, not a curated record. Bases 164 to 1246 code for a protein of 360 amino acids. The transcript has 2 exons.